AUGUUUGCAUCGGCAACCUCUGGAGACAAGGUGAACAAUGCGAAGUUCUCACCAUGUUCCGUGGCCAAUAUCUCGAGCGUUCUGCAUGUAGUACUACAAUCCGUACCCAUUGAUCCCACUCGUCAUGCUGGACCUGUUGGAGCGUUGAUGAAACGGAAUUGCUUCCAAGAGAGAACAUCAGCGUUCUGUGGAAAUCAAAUCCAUGAACCUGGCGAAGAAUGUGAUUGUGGAUUCUCUCAAGCAGACUGUGACCAAAUGGGCGAUAAAUGCUGCACGCCUCACGAAUCAGCGCGGAACGGUUUCAGUCUGAGUGGAGGGCCGUGUAAACGAAAGACCGGAGCUAAAUGUUCCCCGUCUGAGGGCUACUGCUGCAAUUCCGAGACUUGUUCCCUGCAUCAAGAGUUUGACUACAAAAUUUGCCGGCAUGAAUCAGAAUGUAGUGAAACACAAUGGUGUAAUGGACUAAGUGCUCAGUGCCCCCCGUCCCCACCAAAACAGGACGGGUUGCCUUGCCAGGACAGUACUAAGGUUUGCUCACACGGUAGCUGUAAUGGAUCGAUAUGUGAAUAUGUUGGACUGAAGGACUGUUUCCUCACAGAAGGGAGACCUGAAGAGUUGUGCUUCCUAGCUUGUAUCAAGGAUGGAAAAUGCACUUCAAGCGUGAACCUGCCAGAAUUUGCCUCCAAUAGAACAAUAUUUACUGAGUUUGUUCAGCAAGGCAGGAAAGGAAAGAGUGGUCUUGUGUUACACCCAGGAUCACCCUGUAAUAACUAUAAAGGUUAUUGUGAUAUUUUCCGUAAAUGCCGUAGUGUCGAUGCGAAUGGCCCCCUUGCUCGAUUAAAGAACUUGCUGUUCAAUAAGAAGACCAUAGAGACAGUAACACAAUGGGUACAGGAAAAAUGGUGGGUGGUCGUUUUUGGCGCGUUAAUUAUUCUCGUCCUGAUGGCGUUGUUCAUCAAAUGUUGUGCUGUUCAUACACCGAGUACAAAUCCAAACAAACCACCGGCACUGAAUCUUUAUCAGACUCUAACGAGGCCAUCUACUCUGAUUCGUCAACGUCGGCACAGAAGCCGGGCAGCGCUACCAGGAGCCACGUCCAGCAGUGCAGCCCCACGGUCGAGUGCUCCAAGUGCGCAGCAACCUUCAUCAUCAAGUCGUCCGCGUGCUUCCGCACCACCUCUUCCGCAAGCACCUCCUGCACCGGUGAUCCCAUCCGGUUCAGCUCCACCAGUGUCUACGGUGCUGGUGGUAGAACCACCUCCUCCAUACACAGCUGCUGCCGAUCCAGGUAGCGCUUUGGGAGGGCCAAGAAGAGGUCAUCGGCGGAACAAACGGCAAGCGAGUUCCGAUGCGGCACCAAAAGCAUCGAAAUCGAGGGGAGCAAAAACAAAAGGAACAAAAGGGAAGUGA
Molecule: messenger RNA, 1410 nt
Organism: Haemonchus placei
Lineage: Eukaryota; Metazoa; Nematoda; Chromadorea; Rhabditida; Trichostrongylidae
Source: the annotation of a GenBank genome assembly